AUGUUACUUUCCGAGUUCGCCUCUACAGACCUCACUCGCGCGCUACUUGACGAUCGAGCACCUUGCUUCCCUGGUAAGAUCUGGCAAGAAAUCGAGCGCGGGCCCGUUUGGUGGGAGAAGCAGCCAUAUGGCGUGAAUCUGUCCGUUAUAUUCCAAACAAUGGCAGAGAUGGCAUUCUAUCGACAAUCAAUACAAGCCAACGAAGAGAAACUACAAAUUGACCAAGUUCGAGACUUCGAACGGCGUCUCCAGCCCAGCUUUUCCGUCCUGAGUCUGGAUCACUUCGGCUGCCCAGAAGAAGAAACCCUUUCGAAAUCCGAACUGGAAAAGGCCAACCAGACCUCUGCAUUUACUCGUGCAUUUCAGCAUAGCGCUCUGAUUUAUCUUUAUCGCGCGGUUUGUCGGGCUACCCCCUCGCCAUCACCUCGUGCAACAGCAUGUCAGUUUCUGCAUGGGGUGUAUUCAAGCUAUUAG
Molecule: messenger RNA, 474 nt
Organism: Penicillium manginii
Lineage: Eukaryota; Fungi; Ascomycota; Eurotiomycetes; Eurotiales; Aspergillaceae
Exons: 1
Coding region: 1-474 (157 amino acids)
Source: RefSeq, a predicted model, not a curated record